AUGGAGAGCAAAUUUCAACGAAAACAACAUCCGACCAUAAGGGCUUCUGAGCUUAUCGGUGUACGAGAGUUCACAGCCAGCUGGACAUCAAAUCUGGACAAUGACUUAGAUCUUGGGCGUGAAGGUGCCGAAAAUGAACGACUGAAGAGAGCAAUGAAUGUUCCUGAUGAAACGUUCGAAGAGCUCUCGGCAGUUUGCAGCCCUGAGACACUUGUGACAAAGCUUUCUGUGGAUUUGGAAACCAAAGACAGACUUUAUCAGUCAUUUCCGAAAGAAGUGGAUUUAUCAGCUGUGAGGUUACAAAAAGUGGAUGUUGAAAAAAGGAAAGCUCACAUAGAGUAUCAUAAAGCCCGCAUGAGAAGAAUGAAGUACAAAUGUAGAGACCAGCUGUUGUGGAAGGAACAAGAGGAGAACUGUCCACCAGAGUUCUAUGUGCCACCUAACACAGCGGUUCUCACUGUGAGGAUUUACCAGCCCUUCACUGAACCCCUGAAGAAAAAAUCCACAGUAAGUGAUUAGAUUCAACAUGCC
Liolophura sinensis is the source of this 531-nucleotide messenger RNA. RefSeq lists its product as uncharacterized. NCBI's taxonomy places the organism in Eukaryota, Metazoa, Mollusca, Polyplacophora, Chitonida, Chitonidae. The record is from RefSeq and is a predicted model, not a curated record. The transcript is spliced from 4 exons. Bases 1 to 519 code for a protein of 172 amino acids.